This is a messenger RNA of Setaria italica (foxtail millet), 2213 nucleotides long. RefSeq lists its product as uncharacterized. Gene Ontology annotation, molecular function: oxidoreductase activity, acting on the CH-OH group of donors, NAD or NADP as acceptor. Bases 67 to 1971 code for a protein of 634 amino acids. Lineage: Eukaryota; Viridiplantae; Streptophyta; Magnoliopsida; Poales; Poaceae. The record is from RefSeq and is a predicted model, not a curated record. Gene Ontology annotation, cellular component: membrane. The transcript has 9 exons.
UCAGCGUACACAGUUCAAUUAUUCUCUCGCUCGAUCUUCCUCUUGCAGCGUACACAGCUACACGUGAUGGACGACCGAAGAACGCUCAUGGAAGGCGCGAUCCCCCAUCCUUGCAACACAAGAGUUGCCGUGGUCACCGGCGGGAACAGGGGUAUCGGGCUAGAAGUGUGCCGGCAGCUGGCGAGCAACGGCGUCGCCGUCGUUCUGACGGCACUGGACGAGAAGAUGGGCGCGGAAGCCGUCGAGGAGCUCGAAGAGUUGGCGCUGUCUGAUGUCGUUUCCCACCAGCUGGAUGUCACUGAUGCUUCCAGCAUCGCUCGGUUGGCCGAUUUCUUGAAGACUCGCUUCGGGAAGCUGGAUAUCCUGGUAAAUAAUGCCGCGGUUAGUGGGGUUAUGUGCUCCCAAGAUCCUGUUGAUGGUCCGGUAGCUAGCGGUGAAAAGUUCAAAGGCAUGGAUAGGGGCGAGAGGCUUGAAUGGUUGUGGGGAAAUUGCUGGGAGACAUAUGACGCUGCAAAAGAAGGCCUGCAGACAAACUACUACGGCACAAAGCACGUGAUCGAGGCCUUCCUGCCUCUCCUCCAAGCCUCCUCUGAUGGAAGAAUCGUUAAUGUCUCCUCCGACUUUGGGCUACUAAGGCAUUUCAGAAACGAGGAGCUGAAACAAGAGAUGAACGACAUCGACAACCUUACCGAGGAGAGGCUUGACGAGCUGCUGGACAUGUUCCUGAAAGACUUCGAGGCCGGCGUGGCAGAAGCGCGUGGGUGGCCGGCAGAGUUCGCGGCAUACAAGGUGGCCAAGGCGGCUGUGAACGCGUACUCGAGGAUCCUGGCGAGGAGGCAUCCCGAGCUACGCGUCAACUGUGCGCAUCCUGGCUACGUCAAGACGGAUAUUACCUUGCACUCCGGGCUCCUGACGCCCGAGGAGGGUGCAAGCAAUGUGUUGAAGGUGGCUAUGCUGCCAGAAGGCCGGGUGACCGGUGCUUUCUUUGAGGAGGGCAAGGAGUUGCUGUCCUUCAUAGCCGGAGCCCCGGUCGUUAACAUGCUGGGCUACUCGUUGCGAUCGGUACGUUGCCACAGGAUUGCCGUGGUCACCGGCGGAAACAAAGGGAUCGGGCUAGAGGUGUGCCGGCAGCUGGCCGCUAGCGGCGUCACCGUCGUUUUGACAGCCAGGGACGAGACGAGGGGCGCAGCCGCCGUCGAGAAGCUCAGGGAGCAGGGGCUCUCCGAUGUCAUUUUUCACCAGCUGGAGGUCACCGAUGCUUCGAGCAUUGCUCGGUUAGCGGAGUUCCUGAAGACCCGUUUCGGGAGGCUAGACAUCCUGGUCAACAAUGCUGCCAUUAGCGGGGUUGAGCUCGUAGACGAUCCAUCUUUCGGUCCAAAGCCAGUGGGCGAACAGUUCAACGGCAUGGAUUGGCACCAGAGAAUUGGAUGGAUGUAUAAAAAUAGCCGGGAGACCUACAGCACCGCGAAGGAAGGCCUGAGGACGAACUACUACGGCACAAAGCACGUCACCGAGGCUCUUCUGCCGCUACUGCAAUCCUCCUACGACGGAAGGAUUGUUAACGUCAGCUCCGGCUUUGGCCUGCUAAGAUACUUCAGGAGCGAGGAGCUGAAGCAGGAGCUGAAUGACGCCGACAACCUAACCGAGGAGAGGCUGGACGAGCUUCUGGACAUGUUCCUGAAGGACUUCGGGGCUGGCGCACUGGAUGCUCGAGGGUGGCCGGGUGAGCUCGCGUCGUACAAGGUGGCCAAGGCGGCCGUGAACGCAUACUCGAGGAUCAUGGCGAGAAGGCACCCCAGGCUGCGCGUCAACUGCGCGCAUCCUGGCUACGUCAAGACCGACAUGACAAGGAACUCGGGGCUCCUGACGCCUGAGGAGGGGGCGAACAACGUGGUGAAGGUGGCGCUGCUUCCCGCCGGUGGGCCGACGGGCGCGUUCUUCGCGAUAGGCAAGGAGGCGUCGUUCCUUUGACUAUGAUACUGUUCUGGAAAUAAACGGGCAAACGGCGUGCGUGGUUUGCCAAACGAGCUGGUCUGCGAUGAUUUCCUAACAUUGUCGCUUGGUUCGAGUCAUGUGACGAUGUUAUCUGUCAUCAUAGGUAUAAUCCCAGGUCAGUAGUAGAGGCGGAGAUUGAUCCAAAAUUCAGAUGGGGCCGAUCAAUGGAACAGAGCAUUGGAUACCAAUGAAUAAUACCAGUUUUACUGUUCAAUCAA